Messenger RNA from Chelonus insularis, 1067 nucleotides. RefSeq names its product histidine-rich glycoprotein-like. Lineage: Eukaryota; Metazoa; Arthropoda; Insecta; Hymenoptera; Braconidae. The transcript has a single exon. The record is from RefSeq and is a predicted model, not a curated record. The coding region runs from base 13 to 795 and encodes 260 amino acids.
UUGUCAAGAAUAAUGAAGCCAUUAGAUAUUGUAUUCACAUCAACUCUACUCUGUUCUGUUUAUUUGUUACCUUGUUUCGCAUUUGGAAGACAUUUUCCUCUCGUUUACUUUACCACAGAAAGUAGUGGAGAGUUACCAGCUGAGGAUCUUGUUCCAAAUCCAUCAAAUCAUAGAGGAAAUAUUCUAGUUAGCAGAGGUGGUGAUCAUUAUUCAGACCAUCAUGAAGCAUCUGGUAAUAAAGAAGACAAAGGCUACAAGCAUAAUCAACACUCAGACCAUGGUGGGCAUAAGAAGUAUUUGAAGAAAAAUGAAGAAGAUGAGCAUGAAGAGCAUGAUGAUAAUGAAAAGAAGCAUCAUGAUGAUGAAGGACAGUAUUUGGAUGAGCACGAACAGCAGAGAGGUAAGAAAAGAGGAAAAUUUGGUGAGAAAAAAGGACAUAAGAAAGGUCACAAGACAAAAGGAUAUCACAAUAAAUUUCAAAAAGAUGAAUACAACAAGGAACAUAAGUUUUAUGAUGAUUAUCAUGACGGUGGACAUCACAAAAAGCAUGGUGAUUAUCAUGCUCAUCAUCAGAAUAAAGAAGGUGGACAUAAACAUAAGAAAAAUCUUCAACAGCAGUAUCAUGAUCAUCAUCACAAGAAACAAGGCCAUCUUGAUGAAGGCCACUAUGAUAAUGAUCAUCAGGGUCAUCAUAAAAAGCAGGGUCAUCAAGAACACCAUUCUGGUCAUGAAGAUUAUAAAAACCAUCAUGAUCAUCAUCAGAAACACAAUUAUGAAGCAAAAAAGAAACAUUAGAAUUUUGAAUAAUUAUUUGAUGUGCUGGUAAUGAGAUUAGCACAUCAUUGAAAUCUAUGUAUUAUCGAUAGACUUGUAUAUCAUAUGAAAACAAAAAGAUCUCUGAACUUUGGACAGUUGAGAUAAUAAUUAUUUUAUGAAUGAAGAAGCAAUCAUGUGAGUAUGACUCAAAAUUUAUACUUGCUCGGUUUUGGAGUAAAUAAUUUUUUUGGAGUAACAACAGUGUUGUGAUUAUCAUUAUAAAAUUUUUCGCUGGAAAUGAUAAUAACAUU